CAAGAGAUCCCGUUUCUCUGCUCCAUGCUACGCUACCCGUUCAUGUUGGGCAGCAACUGGUUUUCCAGGGGUUUCGAACCAAUACGUCAGCUUGCGUGGCUUGUGAGGCAGUGCGAGGCCGAGCUCAUGCCAAGAUCGCUCUAGACCAGUCGCGUUCCCAGCAAUGCACCAUGUGUCGCCAUUAUCUCCAAUAAAUCAUGGCUGUUAGUGAAGGGAGCGGCGCGUUGGAGGUACUGGGGCGGAUCAAUGCGUUGGGCUAACGCGGGCAUGAGAUUAUGGUUGCACGUUUCAAGAUAAAACGUCCGUGAUUGGCAAUAGAGUAGCUAGGUAUAGGAUAAGCUCGUUAGGCAGAAGCUCGAAAAGCCCAGUUGGUGUCUCUAUUCAUUUGAACUGCUUCCCCUGGAGCGGGCGAGUGGCUGCGCAAAAAUCAUUUUUCCACUUGCAGGUUAGUCUGGAGUGGAGACCUGACAAAAUGAACCGGGGGAUUCCGGCGCGUUACAUUGGCGGUGCCAUGAUCCGGAAUCAGAGGCCCUUGUGCGCAAGUGGAGUCAGAUUCCCCAAGUCGUGGAGCCUCUGAGACGAGAUGAAAAGGCCACAACACCUGGAUGUGGGCUGUCGGGCGGUACCAACAAGAGAGGCACUGAUAAAUUCAAAGCUUCUGCCCCAAAGACUCCCAAUGUACUCCCGACUGGACGGUAAUAUCCUAGGUGCGCAAAAGCGCCCCAGCCACCACUGUGGCCAGAUUUUGCUCCCGUAGUAUGUUACAUGCCAGGGGGAGACGGAACGGGGCUUCGAGCGUGACAGGACGUAUUACUAGACACAUGUCAGGGCAGCACAGCCUCACUAGGUCCGGUUAAGUGGCAAUUGCCUUUAUGCAACUACUGGAGAUGCGCUGAUGGAACAUGGCCG
Molecule: messenger RNA, 909 nt
Organism: Ilyonectria robusta
Lineage: Eukaryota; Fungi; Ascomycota; Sordariomycetes; Hypocreales; Nectriaceae
Exons: 2
Coding region: 584-757 (57 amino acids)
Source: RefSeq, a predicted model, not a curated record